AUGGCUGGUCUGAAUAUCUCAAUUGCCUUUUUUGCCUCUGUAGUAGCCCUUUGUGAGGUGACCAGAUGGAUCUCCAAAAGAAUUUUUCCCUCUAUGGUAUAUUUAUGUCUUGCUAGAGAACUGGCCAGUUCGUUCCAGAUGUGUGCUUGCUGCCUUGAACUGAAGAUGUUGGUGAUGAUUGGUCCCUGGGGCGGUGGCUUUGGCCCAGAUGUGAGCCUGACUCUCCUCUUCCUUAUAUUCUUGGUUCAUGGAGCCUCGUUUGAUGGAGCUUCUGCUAAUCCUACUCUCUCACUCCAGGAAUUUCUUGUGUUGAAUUCUUCCUUUGUGGUGACGGUUGUCAAACUUUUGGCCCAGUUCAUGGGGAUGGGAGCAGCUUGGGCUGUUACCAAGCAAUAUUGGUCAUGGGAAUUAACAGAUUUCCACAUGAUCCAGAACUUAAUAGCCCAAGACUGCAGUUCCUCUCUCAGCACAUCUGUCUCCCAGGGCAUCUUUGUGGAAGCCACAUGUUCAUUCUUUUUCCAGCUAGUGGUUCUCAGGUUCCAGGCUAGCUAUCCCAUGUACAGAAUUCCUAUCACAGCACUUGCUGUUACCAUCCUGGCCUAUACAGCUGCGCCUUUCACAGGAGCCUUUUUCAACCCUGCCCUGGCCUCAGCUGUGACCUUCCUCUGCUCUGGGAAUAGUUUACUGGAGUACAUGCAGGUAUAUUGGCUGGGACCCCUCACAGGGAUGUUGAUUGCGCUCUUUGUGUACCAAGGAAACAUCCCACGACUCUUUCAAAGAAACCUGAUCUACAAUCAAAAGAACAAAUAUAGAACACCCAAGGGAAAAGUAAUUCCUGUGUCAGGCACCCAAAGGAGACAGGCAAAAACAGAGAAGACCAGCUGUUAAGGAUCAACAGAAAGAAAAGGCUGAAAGAGAUGGGCAAGGGUGUCCUUUCAUUCAGUACUUCUUUGCAUGAUAACUUAAAAAUAACAACAACAUUCAAUUUAUAUACUGCCCUUCAGGACAACUUAACGCCCACUCAGAGCAGUUUACAAAGUAUGUUGUUAUCCCCACAAAAAUCACUCUGUGAGGUGGGAAGAACUAAGAGAGCUGUGACUGACCCAAGGUCGCCCGGUUGGCUUCAAGGGGAGGAGUGGGGAAUCAAACUUGGUUCUCCAGAUUAGAGUCUUGCCGAUCUUAACCAGUACACCACUACACCAAACUGGCUCAAAAAGGGAUGUUUAGCAUUAUGAGAAUUUCUGAGGUCAGUUAUGGUGGACUUGCACUGGAAAGAAAAAAGGGAGACUCCAGUCAAAGGUGGUUAUAUUGCAUUGUGCAGGGCUGGGCGUAUUCUGUGAAAGGCUAAAGAAAUUCUAAAGAUGGGACACUCUGAGUAUACCAUACAUUCAGUCCUUCUUCCCAGUUUUUGGGAUAUGUAUCAUAUUCUAUUGUUCUUGUGAGAGUUUUCUGUAACACUCUCUGUUGUCCUCAGCUACAGAAAGUUAGCUGUCUAUAAGUUCUGUGGUAAUGGCUAUAAGCGAUGUGCAGGUCUAGAAUGGAUGUUUUAAUAAAAUAUUGAUGCCUUAUCAUUCAUUUGAUUUUCUGUGGAAAUAGAAACUUCAUGGGAAAACUGUAAUAGGUCUUCCUUGCACUCAUUUCCUUGACAAAGGUCCUUUUUAUUUUGCACUCUUCUCCAUAUUAUGAACUGAACUGGAGACUCCCUAGUUGUUCACUGCAAGCCCUGUGGUUAUGAGGUGGCUCUGGAACUAGUGUAAUGUCAGUAUGUUCAGUGUGCUGUCUCUCUGUACCUAUCAAGCUUGGGGUAUUUAGGGACUACUCCAAGAUGUUUUGAAGACCAAACAUACCAAAUGGUGACUUCUGCCUCCCCACAGUAAAUAUAUUGCCCAC
Molecule: messenger RNA, 1890 nt
Organism: Eublepharis macularius
Lineage: Eukaryota; Metazoa; Chordata; Lepidosauria; Squamata; Eublepharidae
Product: aquaporin-12-like
Exons: 3
Coding region: 1-888 (295 amino acids)
Biological process (GO): transmembrane transport
Cellular component (GO): membrane; cytoplasm
Molecular function (GO): channel activity
Source: RefSeq, a predicted model, not a curated record